Messenger RNA from Solanum tuberosum (potato), 1437 nucleotides. RefSeq names its product probable LRR receptor-like serine/threonine-protein kinase At3g47570. Lineage: Eukaryota; Viridiplantae; Streptophyta; Magnoliopsida; Solanales; Solanaceae. Gene Ontology annotation, biological process: protein phosphorylation. The coding region runs from base 249 to 1214 and encodes 321 amino acids. The record is from RefSeq and is a predicted model, not a curated record. The transcript is spliced from 2 exons. Gene Ontology annotation, molecular function: ATP binding; protein kinase activity. Gene Ontology annotation, cellular component: membrane.
CUUAAAAGCAUUAAUGUUCAUUUAAUGAUUUAGAAGGUGAAAUACCGAGUGGUGGCGUUUUUGCAAAUUCAACUCUGCAAUCAUUUAUUCGGAACAAAGGUCUUUGCGGAAUACACAUAUUGGAGAUUCCUGCUUGUGCUAUCAAUAAUCCUGGAAAACAAUCAAAGCUUAAGGAGGUUCUACUAAAAAUUGUUACUCCAGUGGUUAUUGCAUCCUUUUUGAUAUUCUUGUUGGUUUUAAUUUGGAUAAUGAAACAACAGAAGAAAGGAAAGUCCAAAGAUGUUGAACAGGUACUGGAGAUCAGGACUCAUCAUUUAGUUUCUUAUCACGAGAUUCAACGAGCAACAAAUAAUUUUGAUGAAUCCAAUUUAAUUGGUGAGGGAAGCUCUGGUUCUGUGUACAAAGGCACAUUGUUUGGUGGAACUGCAGUGGCCAUUAAGGUUCUAGAUUUGGAAAAUGAGCAAGUAUGCAAAAGGUUUGAUACCGAAUGUGAUGUAAUGAGAAAUGUUAGACACAGAAAUCUUGUUCCAGUGAUUACUACAUGUUCUAAUGACUAUAUAAGAGCCUUUGUUCUGCAAUUUAUUCCCAAUGGAAGUCUUGAGAAUUGGCUCUACAAAGAAGAUCGCCACUUGAACCUUCAUCAAAGAGUCACUGUAAUGCUUGAUGCAGCUAUGGCAGUUGAAUAUCUACAUCAUGGUCAUGUCACUCCAAUAGUUCAUUGUGACCUCAAGCCAGCCAACAUUCUUUUGGAUGAAGAUAUGGUGGCUCAUGUUGGUGAUUUUGGAAUCUCUAAAAUUUUAGCAAUAAGCAAGUCCAUGGCUUAUACCGAGACAUUGGGCACUCCUGGAUACAUUGCACCAGAAUAUGGCUCGGAUGGAAUAGUGUCUGCUAGUGGCGAUGUUUAUAGUUACGGCAUCAUGUUGAUGGAGGUUUUGACGAAAAGAAGGCCAACAGAUGAAGAGAUAUGCAAUGAAAAUCUUGACUUGAGGAAAUGGAUAACACAAUCAUUUUUAGGGAGUAUGAUGGACUUUGUGGAUAUCAAUCUUUUUUCCAAGGAAGAACAGAUCACUUCAAAAAGUGAAAUCUGCAUUGCGUCCAUGAUAGAAUUGGGUUUAGACUGCACAAUGGAAAUGCCAGGAUCAAGAAUAAGCAUGAAAGAAGUAGUGAAGAGGCUUAACAAAAUCAACAACACAUUUCUGGAAACACAUAAGUGAUCAGCAUCUGUUCGGAUGGUGUUCUUUUCUGAGCUGCAAGUUAAUAUGAUGUUUUUGUUUCUUUAGUAAAGUCGUCGUAUAGUACUACUUGGAGUCAUGUAUUGUUUGUAAUUUCAUUUGAGUAUUUGAACCUAUUUUACUUUAUCUAUUUGUAAUUAUGUUUUGAAUGCUUGAAAGAAACCAGAAUGAAAUUAAUAGUCGCUUGACUCCGGUGAGUUUUUAA